Paramacrobiotus metropolitanus is the source of this 2225-nucleotide messenger RNA. RefSeq lists its product as uncharacterized. Lineage: Eukaryota; Metazoa; Tardigrada; Eutardigrada; Parachela; Macrobiotidae. The transcript has 8 exons. Bases 120 to 2180 code for a protein of 686 amino acids. Gene Ontology annotation, biological process: snRNA 3'-end processing. The record is from RefSeq and is a predicted model, not a curated record. Gene Ontology annotation, cellular component: integrator complex.
GUUUGCCACUUCUGUAAGCAGACGGGAGCUACCGGGAAAGAACAACGAUAGCAGGACGUUUUAUCGUGCUCACAACGACCGUAACGAUACGAUAGAAGCAAGAAAACGAUAAAUUUGUGAUGGAUGCAACAGUAACGCCCAACGUGAACGACAGAGAGAAUGGAUCCGCUGACUUGAUAGCCAAAGGUUUGCUAAAGAUUAAAAGAAUUCGCGGACAAUCGACGAAAAAAGGAUCUUCCGAGCUUGAGAAAUAUGUGGAGGUUCUCGCUGUUGACACGAAAGAAGAUCUCAUUAAGCACGAAGCGGAGCUCGAGGAGCUUCGCGCAGAUCCUGCGCUUGACAUUCCCGCAGCCACAGUGGUUUCUGACGAUGAGUGGUUUUCCGUCAUCACUAGCCGUUUUGCCGAUUUUCUCGAGGAAUUCUACGAAUCUCGGCUGAAUGAGCCAUGUGUAUUAUCCGUGCCGGGAUUUUUCGUGCUGGCCGGCAAAGAGGUACUGGAGGAGGAGAACUCGCAGCAAACUGCAGGCAUCGUCAGAGACAUGAUGAUUCUGCAUCUCGGAGCGUUUCUCAGGUGUCUGCAACAUACCAACUGGCACUGGGCAUCGCUGAUGGAUGAUGAGGCGCUGAGGAAUUUUUUCCUGCGGGAUGUUGUGCCGAAUUGCCUCGAUGCGCAGUGUCGCGUGCUGAUGGCGCGAAUUAUGCUGAAACUGUUUGCCGUGGCUGUACGCGAAGGAGAUCCCACUUUGCGAGAACAGUUUAUGGCCUUAAUAGGCCAGCUGUGCCGACUGCCGGACUUUCCGGUCAUUUUUAUGUGGGUUUUUGUCCAGUUUCUGGACUACGACGAAAUUGUCCCUUAUAUGAGUGGUGGAAAUUGCCAGAUUACUUAUUACGAACGUGACAACGAGUUAUCGCUAUACGAGAUGAAUAUAAAGAACCUUAGUAUGCCUUCGCUUUUGCGAUUUCGUCCGGAACCGCGGGCCUUGAGAAACGGCGGAAGAAAUGGACUGGUUACAUGGCCACGACCGAAGAAAAAGUUUAAAGUGGUGACAGUAAGUCCUGCUGCAGCGCUGGCCAACCAGACAAUGGCAGUAGACGCACUGUGGUUAUGCUGUGAAUCGUUUCCGGCAAAAGAGGGAAUACCACUUAAUCCGGAGAAGUCGGCUGCACAGCCAUCUAGCACACCUAACACUGUGCAGGCACCGGACUCACCUCCACCUCCGCAAGAUGUUUCACCGGCUUCUCCUCCUCCAGAUGCUACUGGGUUGGCUUUGGAAAGCCCAGCUAGUCCUGACCUACCGGAGAUGCGAAAUUCGAAAAACACAGAUGAACAAGUUUCUGAUCGUUUUAAAGUGGAGUACAAGGAUUUUGUGAUGAGGAUAUCUGUGAUUCCUGAUUCGGAGAAUUCUGACAAGAAGGCACCAAGACUGGAAAAUGUUACUACGUAUUCAUAUUUAAAAAAGCGUCUGUAUUCUUUCGGUGGCUGGUGCUGGUUGGCCGCCUGCUUUAUUGAUACUUUUGAGCCGGAAGAGGCUGACAAAGUGAUAUGGUGGCCGGAAUUUCAGAGCGUGGCCUUUUUCAAUCGUAACGUGCAUAUUGUCAGUGCGUUUCGGAAGAAUCCGGUCUGGAUGAAGAUAGUCGAUAUGGCUGCAGGUCAUCCUCAUGGCUUUGUAUAUUUCUCGCCGAUUAUACGACCCGUUUUUAUAAGCUUGUAUAUCCAUUGGGAAACUAGUUUCGAAAGCGUUUCAUCCCGGCGAAAUGAGGCAGCGCUGCAGCAAACGGUUUGGUUACUCAAGUGUCUUUCCAAGAGCAAAAUGGUGCAUGAACCAUACUGUUUUAUUGGCAACGUGGUUCACCAUCUUCUACCUAACGAAGUCAGCUCUAUCUUAUCAUCUUUGUGGAAAGUCAUCAAGGUUUAUUUUCCCAAUCCGCAUCGUUUGCUCUCUAUACCGGAAUUCGAACAAGACAUGCGGGCUAAACAGAUGGCCGAAACCGAUUGCUUGCUCAAGAUCCGCGCCGUUAUAUUAUCUCAUUUACCCGCAGUUGGUGUGUUUGGUAAAAAGUUUUUCCUGCCUGCCCGUGUUCCACUGGAGGAAUCGCGUUGGUUUGAAUCGACACAAAGUCAAGAAACUACCAGCGCGCCCGCUCCCAUUAACGCGAGUCAUCUGGCCAAAGUGGAUUAAAGAUGUUUUCCGGAAAUAAUUUUUUCUGGAUGUCACUAGUACAAA